AUGGAUCCCCGGAACGAUGACGGGGAGGGGGCGGGACAGAAGGGAGGAGGCGGUGCGACGAGCAACACGGUCCCAUUCACUGGGGAUGGGCAGGACUCAUUCAACGCCAGCAAUGGAUAUCAUGGUAGCCUUUUCGAAACACCGCAGUCGCUCCUCGCCUCUCCACAGUAUGACAUGUUCUCAUCGCCGUUUCGAUCCCGUUGCUCGAUCUGUCAAAAAGACAUCCAAGGGCAGCAUCGACAGUUCUCUUGCUCACAUAAAAUUUGUGGACAGUGCUGUUCCUUAACGGAUAGUCGGAAGUGCCUGAUUUGCUUUGCAAAUGCGGGCACCACCCCAUUUCCUCCUUAUAUGUUCCUUUCUCCUCCCCACACAGAUCACCCUAGCGAGCUAUUGGACAGUUCACUUUCAAUGCAUAAACAUUCCAUUGGCUCGUAUCAGAAUGGCUUGGCGGACGGCCUUCAGAACAUGAACCUCGGUUUGGGUGACCUAUCGACACCUCUAGAAACCUUCAAUAUUUGGGAUAACCGUUCGAAACUCUCUACCCCAACGCGCGGUUCGUCAUCGAAAGGAAUAGUUCUACCAGAAACGCCAUUACGAUCGGAAGAUGAUCAUCCGCCAGUGUUUUCACCUAACUCGCAAUUGGUCAAUACUUCCGCUGUUUCUUCGCCACUUCCGAUGAACAACCCGCUCAACGUGACAACUCCACAACGUCCGAUGUUGCCAACAUGCGCAACAUGCGGCGUAAAUGCAAGGGCCGAAGCGUUCUGUGCAAAUUGUCGAGAAUUACUUUGUGCGGUAUGUGUUGUAGCCCAUCAAAGAGUUCGGGUUACUCGUGACCAUGUCGUCAUUUCACUGCAACAACUUUUGUGCCACAUGACUGCGACGGCUUUCGGUGCUGCAGAGGACGGGACUAUAGGAGAGUCAUCAGAUUCGUCCCCGAGAGCGCUGUCAGUCUGUCCGACACACGAUGCAAAAGUUUUCUGCUCUUGUGAAACAUGUGGAAGAGUACCUCUUUGUGCACAUUGUAUAUCAUUACACUCCGGACAUCAUAUAGCACCACUAGGUGACGCUCGUACUUGCAUAAAUUCAUUGCUGGCUGAAUCUCGGCGCAACGAGCGAAGUAUCGAAGAAGCGAUCGAAAGUGUGCGAGCAAUGUCAGAAAGAGUUGAUGCGAGUGUACAGGCGGCUGCUUCUGAAUUACGUUCACUAAUGCAUCUUCAUAUGAGUGCUCUCGAGGAAAGGAAGCGGGAGUUACUUCAAAGAGUCGAUACAAUCAGGCAGACUAAAACAAAGAAUUUGAAAGCACAAGCGGAGAAUUUGGCACUUGCCAAGGCGAAAUUUGCUCAGACAAUAAAAUCGGUAGAAUCUGCCACAGCUGAGGAAGAUAACACACAUUUAGCUAAUGUUUUCCAGGAUUUGCUUCAGCUGUACUUUCAACCCAUUCAUUUGGUUCCACAUGAGAAUGACGUUGUCAAGUUUGCGGUACCGGACAAUCAGCUUCUGUCACAAAUUAGAUCUUUGGGUGAGUUGGAAAGUGGACCUUGUGCUCGGCUUUGUCAUCUCAUAGGGGAAGGCUACAAAAGACCAAUACGGGAGCGCCAGUGCAUUGCAUAUGUGCAAAUGCGAGACGCGUGUGGAGAGGUAGUCCCUACGGAUCGAUCUGAUGGAAGUGUGCGGGACGUUAGCGCUACAGUCGUUGCUCCUGACGGCCGUAGUCUUGAAGUGCACAUAGGCCGAAGUGAAGCCGAUGCUGGCGUUGUUGGGAUUGCUUACUUCCCGGUUCUUGAUGGGCAACAUCAAUUAGAUAUCCGCAUUCGCGGAGUUUCCAUAAGUGGUUGUCCUGUUUCCGUUGAAGUUCGCCAUGGUCGUAACUACUCGGAAAUUGCUGCGCAAGGAGAACUGUUUUCUUUUGGAAAGGAAGGUUCUGGCGAUGGUGAACUUUGCCGACCAUGGGGAAUCUGCGUCGACUUACGUGGACGUGUUUUGGUUGCAGAUCGGAGCAACAAUCGUAUCCAGAUCUUCGACCGCGAUGGUGGUUUUCUUGCAAAGUUUGGUUGCGGUGGGACUCGUCCGGGGCAGUUCGACCGCCCUGCAGGUGUAACCGUUAACACAAGAAACAAUAUUGUCGUAGCUGAUAAGGAUAACCACAGGAUACAAGUAUUUGAUGAAAAUGGAAACUUCUUAUUGAAAUUUGGGGAAAGAGGCAGACCAAUUGGUAUGUUCAACUAUCCUUGGGGGGUGGCAACGAAUAGUCAGAACCAUAUUGCGGUUUCUGACACAAGAAAUCAUCGCGUCCAGAUAUUCAAUGAAAAUGGACAGUUUAUCAGAAAAUGUGGUUUUGACACAGCCUUUUUCUACAAACAUCUUGAUUCUCCUCGUGGCGUCUGCUAUUUAUCCGAUGGUCAACUUCUCAUCACUGAUUUCAACAAUCAUCGAUUGGCGGUGUUGUCGUCUCGGGAUACUCCAGAAAUGAAAGUCUAUGGCAGCGAAGGAAGUGUUGAAGGAAUGUUCUGUCGUCCACAAGGAGUAAAAGUCGAUCCGGAAGGUCACAUACUUAUAUGCGAUUCGCGAAAUAAUCGUAUACAGGUGUUCUCCGGCGAUGAUAUGCGCUGCAUUGCGGUAUUCGGACAAUCAUCCUCUUCCACUGGAUUUGAGAUGCCGGCCGAGCUGCCUGCACCGUUCCGUUCUGUCGGACCUACACCAUUCCAUGCGGCUAACACUCCAACCGGUAGCGCAUCUCUGGAUGGUGCUUCGAGUGGGCCUCGUCCACUGUUAGAUCGCCCUACUGACGUGGCCAUAGCCCCAGACGGACGCAUUUACGUGUCAGAGGAUUACUCUUGGAAGCGACAACCAAUUUGCUCAACUAUAAUGUACGUUUGGACCCUGGAUCCUGUUAUUCCUGGAUAG
Necator americanus (New World hookworm) is the source of this 2907-nucleotide messenger RNA. RefSeq lists its product as uncharacterized. Gene Ontology annotation, molecular function: ubiquitin protein ligase activity; protein binding; zinc ion binding. The transcript is spliced from 23 exons. Bases 1 to 2907 code for a protein of 968 amino acids. Gene Ontology annotation, biological process: protein polyubiquitination; proteasome-mediated ubiquitin-dependent protein catabolic process. The record is from RefSeq and is a predicted model, not a curated record. NCBI's taxonomy places the organism in Eukaryota, Metazoa, Nematoda, Chromadorea, Rhabditida, Ancylostomatidae.